AUGACUGUCCCAAACACAGACAAAGAUAAUCAACACAACCCCCCAAGGAAUGGAGGACGCAUCAUUUUAACGACAUAUCCGGGCCAAAGUGUCGUGGAUCCGAUACCUUUGGAAUGGGGCAAAAUCGACCCCCAAGAACGAGGCCCCGUUCUAGUCUCCCGCAGUUCGAAGACGAUGAGCAGGCGAAAUGCCAUCGGAGCGCAUGGUGGAAGUUAUUCAAUCUACAAUGCACUGGCGAUUGCAGCCGGUGAUCUUCCAUCAGACUUCAAACCCAGCUUCGAAAAUACUCAACCCAUCUUCAAUUUUCCUCCUCAACAAGCAUGGGGAGACAAGAAAAAAAUUGUUUCAAUGGAUCCAUUCGGUCAUAAUGUUGUGAAGCAUUUCAAAAAGCAUCUCGAUGACGGUCUAGACGUGAGACCAACCAUUGCCGUUACUAGGGCUACCAUGCGCUUGGCUGAGAUCAGCGACGCUGUGAAAGAGAACCGCCUCGAGGUCGACGGAGAUAUUGUCAUUAGCAAGGACGGGGAUGUACGUGUGACAAAGGCAGCUGUCGAACCUGUCUGGUAUCUCCCCGGUGUGGCUGAGCGAUUCGGGAUUGAUGAAGGCACUCUGCGUCGCACUCUCUUUGAACAGUGUGGUGGAAGUUUCCCAGAGCUCAUUACCCGACCGGAUAUUAAAGUCUUUCUACCCCCAAUCGGUGGUCUGACUGUCUAUAUAUUUGGUUCCCCGGAGAAGAUCUCCAAUCCAGAUGUCAAACUUGCCCUUCGCAUUCACGAUGAAUGUAACGGGUCAGACGUCUUCCAGUCUGACAUUUGCACCUGCAGACCCUACCUCGCCUUUGGUAUUGAAGAAGCAAUUAGGGAAGCCCAAAACGGUGGAUCUGGCGUUGUAAUUUAUUUCCGAAAAGAGGGACGAGCACUGGGUGAGGUUGUGAAAUAUCUGGUCUAUAAUGCGCGUAAACGUGGUGGUGAUACUGCGGACAAGUACUUUGCCCGUACCGAAAAUAUUGCAGGCGUGAGAGAUAUGCGUUUCCAGGCACUAAUGCCUGAUAUUCUUCAAUGGCUGGGUAUCAAGAAGAUCGAUCGCAUGCUGUCAAUGUCAAACAUGAAGCACGACGCGAUAGUACAACAGGGCAUCCCCAUUCUGGAGCGAAUUCCUAUUCCGGACCAUAUGAUUCCUCAAGACUCUCGUGUUGAAAUAGAUGCCAAGAUCAAUGCUGGUUAUUUCACUGUGGGGAAAAAGUACACAGAGGAAGAACUGGCGCAGGUCAAAGGGCGUGGAUGGCAGAACUGGGAAGAUGUUGAGCAUUAA
Molecule: messenger RNA, 1311 nt
Organism: Aspergillus wentii DTO 134E9
Lineage: Eukaryota; Fungi; Ascomycota; Eurotiomycetes; Eurotiales; Aspergillaceae
Exons: 4
Coding region: 1-1311 (436 amino acids)
Biological process (GO): riboflavin biosynthetic process
Molecular function (GO): GTP cyclohydrolase II activity
Source: RefSeq, a predicted model, not a curated record